CCCAUCCUCCUCCCCACCUACCCGCCCACGCCGACGAGCGAACCCUAGCGCGAGAGCGAGCGGGAGAUCGUGUCACCCACCCAUGGCGCUGCGAGCCCUGUACAACGAGAUCCGGGGCAUGAAGGUGCGCGAGGUACCGGGCCACCUGAAGCCGCGGCUCACCUGGGAGAACGUCAAGAAGAGCACCGACCAGGCCGUGGACCGCUACAUCGAGAAGUACAUCGAGACGGGGUCGCCGGAGCCGCUCUUCCACGUCUGCUUCGGCGGGAUGGCCUUCUCCUACCUCGUCAACCUGCCCUGGGAGCGCGCCCACCUCGCCCACCUUGAGGAGCUCGAGAAGCACGGCGGGAAGCACUAGAUCCGUCGCCGGCCGCGCCCGAGGACUCGUGGCUUAUCUGGGGUCCAUGCAAGCUGAUGGCUUCUAUUUUCUUCUACUGAUGAGCUCCUGGAGUCAAUGUUCAUUUGAUGGGUUAUUUUGUACUCAGACAGCAGGAAACUGUCCAGUUUAUUGUUAUGUUCCUCGGCAUCUCAUCAUAAGCAACUUCAAACUUGAGAAGUGCAUGCAUUGUGAUUAAAGACGUUUUCAGUAACAGAUUACAAGUGCGUUGCGAUAUAAUACUCCAGUACCAUUUUGCUGCA
Molecule: messenger RNA, 639 nt
Organism: Phragmites australis (common reed)
Lineage: Eukaryota; Viridiplantae; Streptophyta; Magnoliopsida; Poales; Poaceae
Exons: 2
Coding region: 83-358 (91 amino acids)
Source: RefSeq, a predicted model, not a curated record